AUGCGCGCCGCUCCGUCCCAGGGCAAGUCGCGUGCGCAGGCGAUCUCGGGCAUCGGCCGCGGGGCCGUGGGCCAGUCGCAGAUCACAGACAAGAGCGGGAGGAUUACCGAGUACUGGUCGGAGGACGACAAGUGCCCGAUCUGCAAGACAGACCGCUACCUGUCGCCGCGCCUCCGGCUGAUGGUGAGCCCGUGCUACCACAAAAUGUGCGAGUCGUGCAUCGACCGCCUCUUUUCGCUGGGCCCGGCUGCAUGCCCGGUGUGCGGGCAGAUUGUGCGCAAGCAGCAGUUCAGUGCACAGACCUUCCAGGACCUGCGCGUUGAGGAGGAAGUGACGAUCCGGAAACGAGUGGCCAAACUCUUUAACCGGAAGCCGGACGACUUUCCCUCGCUCAAGGCGUACAAUGACUACCUCGAGGAGUUUGAAGAGAUCACCUUUAACCUCGUCAACAAGAUCGACGUGGAACAUACCCAGCAGCGCCUCGCGCAGUACGAGGCACUGAACAAGUCUGUCAUUGCGGCGCACCAGCAGCAGCGCGAGCAGGAGUCGGAGAUGCAGCUGCAGGCCGACCAGGAGGCGCGGAACGAGCGUGCGCUGCGUGCACAGCGCGUGCGUGCGGAGCAGGAGCGCGAGCAGCAAGAGCGCGAGGAAGAAGAAAAGGAAAUCGUCGCCGAGCUCGCCAAAGGGCGCAGCAUCGAGGACGUGAUGCGCGACCGCGAGAAGCGCAUGGAGGCGCGUACGCGCGAGGCGCAGAAACGCGAGCGCGAGGAGCAGCAGCGUCUCCAAGAGUACGAGGAGCAGCUCAAGGCCAAGCGGCGGGCCGUGCCCAAGACGAAGCAGUCGCCCGCCGAGAUGGAGCUAGUGCGGGAGAUAGCGCUCUCGGACUAUGAUGGUGCCUUUGCGACGAUUGACGACGGCGCUGCGCUCGCGCCGCCCCGCGCGGCGCCUGCCUCGCUCGGCGGCCUCGGCACCUCUGCCGACGGUUACGUCGACCCCUGGCUCAAGCCCGAGCUGGCGACAAAGCAGGCCGCGGCGCAGUACCGCGCGGGCGGCUACGACUGGCAGCACCAAGUGUGGCAGCGCGGAUUGAGUGCUGCGUGCGACGCGCUAGCGCUGCGGCCUGCACGCCGCGCCUAG
Malassezia japonica is the source of this 1137-nucleotide messenger RNA. It is a transcript of the gene TFB3, whose product is annotated as TFIIH/NER complex subunit. The transcript has a single exon. NCBI's taxonomy places the organism in Eukaryota, Fungi, Basidiomycota, Malasseziomycetes, Malasseziales, Malasseziaceae. Gene Ontology annotation, molecular function: cyclin-dependent protein serine/threonine kinase activator activity. The coding region runs from base 1 to 1137 and encodes 378 amino acids. Gene Ontology annotation, biological process: regulation of transcription by RNA polymerase II; nucleotide-excision repair; positive regulation of cyclin-dependent protein serine/threonine kinase activity. Gene Ontology annotation, cellular component: transcription factor TFIIH holo complex. The record is from RefSeq and is a predicted model, not a curated record.